AUGAAGGCUUUAAAGCGGAUACUGCGGUACAUUAAAGGAACAAUUCAUUAUGGUUUACAGUUAUAUAAAUCAUCGGCACAUUCUCUGGUGGCUUACACGGAUGCCGAUUGGGGUGGUUGUCCUGACACCCGCCGCUCUACUUCUGUUUACUGUAUAUUUCUUGGGAAUAAUCUUAUUUCUUGGUCUUCAAAGCGGCAACGUAUAAUCUCAAAAUCAAGCUCAGAAGAUGAAUACAGAGGAGUCGCUAAUGGAACAGCAGAUGAAGUUGUUGAUUGCUCUCAUGGGAAACAGCUUUCGGAGCUUUGCAAGGAGAAACAUCUGAAGAAGUUUGUGCUAUCGCUAGGAAAAUCAAAAGCAGCCACAAAUGGCUCUAAAAAGACAACUGUGUCAGAAAAUCAGAACAAACCAUCUGAGAGCGGAAGUUCAGAUACUUUCGAAUUGGGUGCUGACCUUCCUGAAAUCUCUAGAAAUAGUUUAGAUAGUAGGCUUGAGAAGUCUAAGAAGCCAGAUAAACCUGAAAAAUCCCGGAUGAGCACCGACCGUGUUGAUAGAUUUAGGAGAAGAAAAGGCUUGGUCUGGCAACCCAGACUUGUCUUGUACACUUCCUGUGCUACUAAAUUCGUCUGUGGAAAUAUUUCCGCCGGCUAUCCUUUCUGGGGAAGUGAUCGGCAGUAUGGUUGCGGCGUUCCUGAAUUGGAGCUCAAGUGCGAAAAAAAUAUAACAAAAAUAGAAAUCAACGGUGUAAAAUACCGUGUUCUGGACAUCAACAACGACGAUCAGAUUCUGAAAAUUGCAAGAGAAGAUUUCAACGGUGUAAAAUACCGUGUUCUGGACAUCAACAACGACCAUCAGAUUCUGAAAAUUGCAAGAGAAGAUUAUAUCUAUGAUUUCUGUAAACCUGACUUCCUUAACACCACACUUGACUCUAAGUUUUUCGAUUACUCUCCAGGUUAUCGGAAUCUCACAUUUAUAUACGGUUGCCCUGUUGGAAUCCCAGCACUAUUCAAUUGCUUCAUCGCAGGGUCUCUGCCUCAAAAUGGUUAUGUCUUAUUGAACGCUGUUGGCCCUGGGUCAUGUUAUCGCAGCGUUUUCGUGCCGGUUUAUGAAUUGAGUUUGGAAACAAUGCUUUUCAAUUUGACAGGUCUGAAAGAAAGCUUGAAACAAGGAUUUGAAGUGAAAUUGAAAGUAGAUAAUACAGUUUGUAAUGAUUGUCUCAGUUCGAAAGGAGCUUGUGGAUAUGAUUUCUUCUCUAAUGAAACGACUUGCUAUUGUCUCCUCGGCCAAAUUACAGGAUCAAAAACUUGUGCUACUUGGUCACCAGAUGCUGUUCCUGAAAGUAGACCGGGAGACAAAUCAAAUAUAGCAGUGAAACUUGGAAUAGGACUUGGCACAGUAGUGGCAGUUGCAGCUAUUUUCAGUAUUUGUUAUUGCAUCACUAGAAGAGGAUUUUGGACUAUUUUCAGAAUUUGUUAUUGCAUCACUAGAAGAGGAUUUUGCAGCUAAACGAAGAACACAAAACAAGAAAAAGACAUAGAAGCAUUCAUCAUGAACUAUCAC
This is a messenger RNA of Jatropha curcas, 1557 nucleotides long. Lineage: Eukaryota; Viridiplantae; Streptophyta; Magnoliopsida; Malpighiales; Euphorbiaceae. The record is from RefSeq and is a predicted model, not a curated record.